Molecule: messenger RNA, 1504 nt
Organism: Vidua chalybeata
Lineage: Eukaryota; Metazoa; Chordata; Aves; Passeriformes; Viduidae
Gene: RND1
Product: Rho family GTPase 1
Exons: 5
Coding region: 38-736 (232 amino acids)
Biological process (GO): small GTPase-mediated signal transduction
Molecular function (GO): GTPase activity; GTP binding
Source: RefSeq, a predicted model, not a curated record
UGGGUGCGAGCACGGGGGACCCGUGCGCGCCGCCGCCAUGCGGGAGCGGAGGCCGGCGCCGGCCGCUCCGGCCCGGUGCAAGCUGGUGCUGGUGGGUGACGUGCAGUGCGGCAAGACGGCCAUGCUGCAGGUGCUGGCCAAGGAUUGCUACCCCGAGACCUACGUGCCCACGGUGUUUGAGAACUACACGGCGUGUCUGGCCAGCGAGGAGCAGCGGGUGGAACUGAGCCUCUGGGACACCUCCGGCUCUCCCUACUAUGACAACGUGCGUCCCCUGUGCUACAGCGACUCGGACGCCGUCCUGCUCUGCUUCGACGUCAGCCGCCCCGAGACCCUCGACAGCGCGGCCAAGAAGUGGAAGACAGAAAUCCUGGACUAUUGCCCCAACACGCGGGUGCUGCUCAUCGGCUGCAAGACGGACCUGAGGACAGACCUGAGCACGCUCCUGGAGCUCUCGCACCAGAAACAGGCGCCCAUCUCCUACGAGCAGGGCUGUGCGGCCGCCAGGCAGUUGGGAGCCGAGGGCUACCUGGAGUGCUCGGCCUUCACCUCGGAGAAGAGCGUGCACAGCAUCUUCCGGGCCGUGUCCGGGCUCUGCCUGAGCAGGGCCCCCCCGCAGGCGCCCCGCAGCCCCCCCCGCAGCCUCUCCAAGAGACUCCUGCACCUCCCCAGCCGCUCCGAGCUCAUCUCCUCCACCUUCAAGAAGGAAAAAGCAAAAAGCUGCUCCGUCAUGUGAAGGGGGGAAGGGAUUGACCCCACACACGCACACCCACACCCACUUUUGGGCCCCCACCCCCUCCACAAGCCCCCUGGAAUGGGGUGGGGGGGGGCUGGACAGGGCUCUGGAGUCUGGAGCUUCUCCCCCCACCACCCCUCAAAAGGAGGGUGGGGGGUGCUGCCCUCCCCUGGCAUCAUUGCCCUGCCAGCCCCACAGCCUGGGGGGCUGCCCCUGUGGGAGGGGGGUCUGGGGGGGGUGUCUUCACCCGGUCCCCAACCCAGAAGGGGGUCCCUGGGGGCUUUGGGGUGCACAGGACCCCGGGAACAUCAACCUAGAGGGGUUCCUAUGGGGUUUGGGGUGCCCAGAACCUCAGGGAUGUCAACCCCGAGGGGUCCCUGGGGGUUUUGGGGUGCACAGGACCCUGGGGACAUCAACCCCGAGGGGUCCCUGGAGGGUUUUGGGGUGCCCAGGACCCUGGGGACAUCAACCCCGAGGGGUUCCUAUGGGGUUUGGGGUGCCCAGGACCCCAGGGAUGUCAACUCCGAGGGGUCCCUGGGGGUUUUGGGGUGCCCAGGACCCCAGGGAUGUCAACCCCGAGGGGUCCCUGGAGGGUUUUGGGGUGCACAGGACCCUGGGGACAUCAACUGCGGGGUUUGGGGGACACAGGGACACUGUCCCGGGGGUCCCUGUGGGGUUUGGGGUGCACAUCAUGGGACUCAUCCAUGGACUCAUCCUCUUCUCCCCCAUCCCUCAUCUGCUGCUUGGCCCUGUGGGUUGGGGAGGGGG